ACUCAUCGAUCACUUUGAGUCCGUGAGUUGCAGAGACGUUUCCGACCACGUGUCGCCUCAUCGUGGCGACACUUACUCGCUGACAGUGAUAUAAAGUACUUUUAUGAAUUUCAAGUUGCUAGCCAAUCAGGAGCUCCCGCAGUUGCUGUCAACAUCAGCUGUCGUCUGCUACAGCGGGGCGAUUUCUGACAUGUCACACGUAGCUGAUACCUUGUAAACAAUAUAAUUAUGUCAUCUGCAUAUUUGACGGGAGGCAGAUUAAAUGUUGGGCUCAUUCAGGAACAAGCGAGAAAGCGAUUACUUUGCUUAUUGGAAAAGUGCGAUGGCCCGAAGGCUAUUAUAUGGGAUCAAUCGUUGGCUGGACCGAUCGGUCUUGUCGCGAAAUAUAAUUUGCUGGAAGAGUAUGGUGUCGUCAAGAUGUAUCCAUUGUACGGAGGAACUUUGACAAUACCACCCAACAUUGCUAACAUCAUAUUUAUCUCGCGACCACAAUUAGAGCUCAUGGACUUGAUUGCUGAAAAUGUUCAUGGGGAAGAGGGUAAAAGGCCACGUAAAGAAUUUCACUUAUUCUUUGUGCCACGCAAGAGUCUGCUUUGUCAGAAGAAGCUUCAAAAUCGUGGUGUCUUUGGUAGCUUUACAUUAAUAGAAGAAUUUAAAUGCGAUCUUUUCCCAUUUGAUAAUGAUUUACUAUCAAUGGAAUUGAGUGGAUCCUUUAAAGAAUUCCAUCUGGAAAAUGAUCCCACUUGUCUCUAUCAAGUUGCACAAGCCAUACAAGGUUUACAGAAAUUAUAUGGAAAAAUUUCAAAAGUGACAGGAAGAGGGCCAGCUGCUAGUAAAGUUUGGGAAUUAUUAGAGAGAUUGAACAGAGAAGAAGAAGAUAGUAAAGCAAUUUCCACCUCAUCUGCUACUAUUGAACAUUUGUUGUUAUUGGAUCGAUCUGUAGAUUUACUUUCACCCCUAGUCACACAGUUGACGUACGAAGGUCUAAUCGAUGAAAUAUUUGGGAUAAAAUAUAAUACUGUACAAUUACCAGCACGAAAGUUUCAUGAUUCUGAAGAUUCUCCUACAUCAAUAUCAUUAAAUGAAAAGGAACAAAUUAUAUUGAAUUCAGGAGAAGAACUUUUUGCUGAGAUUAGAGAUAAGAAUUUUAAUGGUGUUGGUCCAGUUCUUAGUAAAAAAGCUAAAGUAAUUUCAUCUCAAUUUGACGAGAGACAUGGAGACAAAAGUGUGCAAGAAAUUAAACAAUUUGUUGCAAGGUUACCACACAUGCUAGCAACAAAACAAUCUUUAGCAAGGCAUACCACAAUCGCGGAGAUGAUAAAAGAAGUCACCGACUCGAGCAACUUCUUGGAAUCAUUGCAAAUUGAACAAGAAUUGUUAAAUUGCAUCGACACUGACAAACCAAAUGCAUACAUUGAAGAUAUGAUUGCACAACAACAGCCAUUACUUAAAGUUUUACGUCUUCUUUGUAUCCAGUCAUUAACAAACUCUGGUUUAAAACCAAAAUUGUUAGAUUAUUAUAAAAGAGAAAUAAUUCAUACUUAUGGUUUUCAACAUUUGCCAACUAUAUUAAAUUUGGAAAAGGCUGGAUUGUUAAAACAGCAACAGUCAGUGCGACAAUAUGCGGUUUUGAGAAAAGCAUUAAGGCUCACAGUCGAAGAUGAAAGUGAAAUAACACCGAAAGAUAUCAGUUACGUACAUUCAAUAUACGCCCCACUGAGCGUGAGACUGGCGGAACAACUAGUACAGCCAAGUGGAUGGCAAGGAUUAAACGAUGUGAUGGGAUUACUACCAGGUCCUACUGUAAGCAAUGUUCCAUAUAAUACAUCCUUAUUGGUGAGACGAAAUUCUAUUACUAGUGAAGAUUCUAGUUCUGAACCACCAAAAUUAAUCAUGGUAUUUUUUAUCGGUGGAUGUACUUUUGCCGAGAUAUCUGCUCUUCGCUUUCUCUCACAGCAAGAAGAUUUGAAUGUUGAAUUCGUCGUGGGCACUACUAGAUUAAUUAAUGGCGACACGUUUCUCACUUCGUUGAUGGAAGAUUUAGAACACACGUGAACAGGAGAACGCAUAAACUGAAAUACCAAAAUAGGAGCAUUUAAUAAUUUUCACGUGGUAAAGCGAAAUUCGUGUAAAUAUAUUUUUCUUCCCUGUCUCUUUAUUUUAUAUUUAUCCAAUUAUACACUUAAUUUUUAAAAGGUAAGAUAAUUUUCUAAAAUAUACAUAUUGAUGUAUGCAUUUUAUAUAUAUACAUAUAUAUAUAUACGAAACAAUAUAUACACAGUUGUAAGAUGUAGGUGAUAAAUACUUUUCUAUUUAUAUACAUAUUUUCAUUGUGAAUUAUA
Molecule: messenger RNA, 2342 nt
Organism: Nylanderia fulva
Lineage: Eukaryota; Metazoa; Arthropoda; Insecta; Hymenoptera; Formicidae
Gene: car
Product: vacuolar protein sorting-associated protein 33A
Biological process (GO): vesicle-mediated transport
Source: RefSeq, a predicted model, not a curated record